Terrapene triunguis (Three-toed box turtle) is the source of this 10844-nucleotide messenger RNA. RefSeq names its product breast cancer type 2 susceptibility protein-like. The transcript has 26 exons. Gene Ontology annotation, cellular component: nucleus. The record is from RefSeq and is a predicted model, not a curated record. NCBI's taxonomy places the organism in Eukaryota, Metazoa, Chordata, Testudines, Emydidae. The coding region runs from base 1 to 10650 and encodes 3549 amino acids. Gene Ontology annotation, biological process: double-strand break repair via homologous recombination; regulation of DNA-templated transcription.
AUGGAAAAGAAAAUGGCUGACAAACCUGUGGAAAGACCAACUUUCUUUGAAAUAUUUAAGGCACGAUGCAGUGAAUCAGACUUAGGACCGAUAAGUCUCAACUGGUUUGAGGAACUCAGCACAGAAGCGCCACCCUAUGAAUCUGAAACAUCAGAGAAACCUGAAUACAGAGCUGGCUGGCUUGAUCAAAGUGCUACUAAAACUCCAAGGGGGAAACCCUCUACAUAUAGCCAGUUGGCAUCAACUCCAAUGAUUUUCAAAGAACAGAGUGUAACAUUGCCACUUUUGUCUUCUCCGAUAAAAGAACUGGGUCAGAAGAAAAUAGAAGCAGGCAAAGUCAAUUUGGUUAACAAAGAACAUAGAACAAGUCCACAUGUUAUGAAGACAAAAUUUGAUCAAACAGAUGAAAUAUUUUCACCUCUCAAUACCUCCCUCAAUGUAAGUCCAGCUGCUUUAAGGGAUAUUUACAGAACACCACAAAGAAAUAAUAUUCCUGUGCGAUGUGGACGCUUGUUUUGCACACCUAAACUUUUGGAGGUUACGACACCAAAAUGUAUUUCUGAAGGCCUGGGAGCAGAAGUGGAUCCAGAUAUGUCUUGGUCAAGUUCUUUAGCCACACCCCCUACACUUAGUGCAACAGUGAUAAUCGCUAGAGGAAAUGAUUCAAUUUCUGGAGCAAAGCAACAUGAUGAGAGAAUUACUAUGGUCUUGCACAACUUUUUCUCCAGUCAUGGUAAAAGGCCUGAGAAGAAUGAUAUAAAUGUACUAUCCAUACCAGAGACAGUAAACUUAAAUACAGAAAUUGAUGUCAAAGACCAUGAGCUGGAGAAGAUGUUAGAUGGCUCAUUUGGUGAGAUGAAUAGCUUGGAAGAUAGAUUUCACGUUUCCAUUAAGUCAGAUGGGAACAAAAUGGCACGAAAUGCCCUGGAAGAUGGAGAAAUGCAUGAAAUGACCAUAGAUAUGCCAGAUGCAGGGGAACAUGUUUUUUCUGUAUGUCAUACUAGUGGCAAACAUCUACAAGAAGUGAAAACAACCAACUGGACUACGAAAACACACUUUGAUAAAAUGCCAUCUGUUUUACUUCAGCAGACUAAUGAAGUGAUGGGGAAUUUUAAAGAUGCUUGCUUAAGGUGUGAAAGAGAAUUGGAUUCUCCUAGGUGUGAGCUAUUUACAACUAACAUACCAAAUAAUAGCAUACAGAAGCCCGACGAGAAUAGAAAAUUUACAAGGGAGGAUAUGCCAUCUUCUUUAACCUCUGAAUGGUCUCAGCUGAACUUAUCUGGUUUAGAUGUAACACAGCUGGAAAAAAUAUCCGCCCGUGAUACUUAUUCACCAUCCAGUGUCUGUAGCAAGAAAAGAUCUGAAGGCAAAUUAGCACUUAUGACCAAGGAACAUGCUAACUUCAGUACUUUUGAAACAUCUUUACUGAACACUUCAAGUCUAAUAAAAGCAGAAAAGCUGUUGAAUAUCAAUUGGUCAGAACACAUAGAGAAUGAAACAAAAACUUAUGAAAAGUACUCAACCUCUGAAACCUCUCUAAUGCAUUCUGUCUCUCUGAGUGUUCAGGAUCCACCGUUAGUGAAAGGAUGUGCAGCUGAAAAGGUUUCUGAAGUUAACUUUUUAGACUGUAGUUCCUUAAUGGAAAAUACAAACUUUACAGAGUACCCAGAAGUCCAUAGCUGCUUUCAUAAACAUUUAAAGGAACAUUCUAAAUCUUCCAUAACUGAUGUUACCUCUCACCCUGUUAUAUGUAAUGCUUCAACUCCAAAUAAUCCUGAUGGCACAAAAUGGUCAACAAACAAUGAAAACACCCCCAGGAGAUCUGGCUUGAAAAGCACGAGUGUGCUAUCCAGCUUGAAAAAGAGACCAAAAAGAUUUAUUUAUACAAUAAACAAUGCUUCCCCGUAUCAAGAGGGAAAAGUCCAGAAAGAAAUAAAAACAGGUUCCUCUAGUCAUUCUGCAUCAUCUCAUUCAGAAUUUGAAUCAUGUACCUUUAAAGGUCCUGAUACAGCCAAUAAUGAGGAUCAAGAUCUUUUGGUUUCUUCUGCUGAGAGAAAGUAUUUGCGGUCAGAUACUGAGGAAAAUUCCAUGCUAUUGAGCAAAUAUGCCACAAGAGCAGAUAGAAUAGAUAACUCACCUAAUAGUUCUUUCAAUAACAGAAUGAUACAUCAAGACUUGAAAGAUGCAUUAAAAAAUAAUAGCAGGGAACAUCAGCCUGCUUCAUCAUUAGAUUGCUCAGAAACGUCUAAUACUCCGAAAGAAUAUUUAGUGGUUUCUUCAAACAAUAGAAAUGUUUUGCGUGUAAAGCAUAAAGUUGUAGCUACAGCUUGCCUCCUAGCAACAAAGCAUUCCAAAAUGGACUCUGGUAGGAUUAAACAUGUGGUUCAAUGCCCAAAGAAAGAUGAGAUGGAUGUGCAUACGAAUGUUAAUCCAAAUAAUGACACUGUUAUACUUCAGAUUUUUAAGGAUCAACCUGGAGAGCCGUCUAGUGAUGAUGAACAUUUGGUUGAAAUGGAACAAGAGCCAGUAUCUAUGAAAAAUUGUCACUUCAGUGAUACUUUGAAUGAAAUUAACCUUGGUAUAAGUAAGAACAGUAGUAUUUGUUGCAAUAAAAACAGAUCAGGAGACAAAAAUGAUGUUACAGGCCAUUUGGCAAUAGAUGAAUGCAAAGCUGUAAGUCUGCCACCUUUGGUAAUUCAGCCAUAUAAAAAUUCUAGCACUAAUUUAAACAGAGAGAGAAAAAUAGAUACAGUUCCAUUUUCAAAAGUUAUAGCUGCUGAUCAAGAAACCGAGUCAAUUGAAAAGGAUGAAAAUAAGCUUCAAACAGCUGCUAACAAAAACACUGUAACUAUAGAAAGUGGCAAAAAACUGUUUGAUAGCAAAGACUGUGGUUCAUUACAGGUAGUAAUUUCUGAGAAAUCUACCUUGCCAGAGCUUGCAUUAAAAAUGAGACCUGAACAAAUAGUCUCAGGCUUUAUUACACAAGAACCAGAGCCUAAUAUAGAAGAUAAGUAUUGCAUAAAGAAGGUGAUCAAACUUCCUUCUAAACAUGUUGCAUCAGAUAAAGAUUUAUAUUCAAAAAAACCUUUAUGUUUAGACAUCGAGUCAAAAGAAAACCCAAAAGACAAAGAGAAAUGGUCAGGACACGCAAGUUUUAAUGGCCAUAGCUUAAAUGAAAGCUUUGGUGGCUUCCAAACUGCUUCUAAUAAGCAGAUAAAACUCUCUGAAAAUAGCAUUACAAAAGGCAAAAUGUUGUUCAAAGAUAUGGAAGGUGAGUGUCUUGAAGACUUUUCCAGAGACGGGAUCAAAAACAUUUCAAAUCAAAUUACAAAGGAAAAUGUUAAGAUUUCUCCAGUUGUGGAUAAUAAAUUGGACAGUAACUAUUCCCAUGGUUUUGAUUCACAGGCAAGUCUUGUUGAACCUAAGAAUGCACAAGGUAUCCUGCCUGAAAGCACAGAUUCAUCUCUUCAAAACUUGCCUAGAAAUCAACAACCUCAACUAAACCGAACCUUGACAGCAAGCCAAGAAGCUGAAAUUACUGAACUUUCUAACAUACUGGAAGAAACAAAUAGUCAGUUUGAAUUUACACAAUUUAGAAAGCAAAGUAAUAUGGUGCAAAAUAAUAGCUCUGAACUGUCUGGAUAUGUAGAUACAAAUGAAACAACUAACUUGAAGAAUAUUUCUGCUAUGUGGCAAGAUGCUGAUUUUGAUGACUCUUUUGAAACUGAAGUCCAAAGAGUAAAUGAUAAAUCCAGUAAGCAUACCAACACAAAUGAAGAGUCUACAAUGAUGGGUAAUGUAAAAGAAGAGAGAGAUAUUUUCCAGAAAAAUAACCAUGAAGUUACCUCUACUAACUUACACAGAAAUGCAAAUAAGACACCUCUUGUCCCAAGUUUUUCAGUACCUACACAGGACAGUUUUUCUAAUUUUGGAGGGUUUAGUUCAGCUGGAGGCAAAAAAAUGAAUAUUUCUAAUGAGGUUUUGAUGAGAGCUGCAAAAUUGUUCAGUAACCUGGAUGAUGAUGGUGAGAUGUUUAAAUCCAUAGAGAUGAAUGCCAGAAGUGGUUAUUCUAAUAGACACAUGACUUCUAGAAGGAAUGUUUCCGGAUGUUUGACAGAAAAAGACAACUAUUGUGGAGAAAGUUUAAAAGAUGCAAAUGUUGAAUACCAAAAUACACUGAAAAAUAAUGAAGAAAAUAUUAAUACAUUUAUGCAACUAUAUAAAGAAAAUCAGGGGAAAAGUACAAAAAAUAUUGUUGAAAAUGAUUGUAUUUCUAGUAGUACCAAAAUUAAUAAUUUAAAAGUUAUUAAAUAUUCUAGACAUAAGAUGGAAAAUGGUCUGUCAUCUAGUGAAAACCAGAAUCAGACUCUGAACAUCUCCAAAAAAAAAAAGAGUUACACUCAGUCUCAGUAUAGUUUACAAGAAGGUUUGUCAGACCUAACAUGUUUGAGCGAAGUGUCUAAAACUGAAGAAAUAUUAACUUUAAAUAUUUCAGAUGAAACAGAACUGGAUCCUAAUAAAAAUGAACAAAAGAUAAAAAAUCUAGAUGAUUUUCAAACUGCAUCUCGCAGUAAUAUAUCAGUAUCCCAAGCACCAUUGGAUAAACUCCAUUUGUUUGAAACGUGCACAGAAAAAGAGCUGGAUAAUAUUUCAUCAAAUUCCAAUAGGGAAAUGAGAAAUAGUGUAAACAUGAAAGGAAUAGAUGCUACUUCUGUAAAAAAAAACAUUAAUGUAAACCAAAACAAAUCCAAAAUAGGCUCUUACCAUCAACAAGUCUCCAUCCAACAAGACACAGAUUUUGAAAUCAAGAAUAUAAAACAGAACAAUAUGACAAGUUUCCAUACUGCUAGUGGCAAGAGAGUUAUAAUUACUGAUGAAUCUUUGACCAAAGCAAAACAAAUUUUUGCAGAAGAAAAUAUUUUCCUAGAAAAUAAGCAUAAUAGUGGUAAUUUUGAGGACUCUGAGAUUCAGGCUUUUAAAAAAAAGAAAUAUAACAAAGACUUUAUCAAAGAUUGUGAGUUAUUUGCAGAAAUCACUCCCAAAUAUUAUCAAGAAAUGCUUAACCUUACAGGUAACCUUGUUUCUAAAGAACUUGAUAAUCCACCUAAAAAGAUAUUAGAUGAUAGUCUAAUUAAACAACCUGUGGAUGUUGAAACUGUGAAAAAACUUUCAGUAGAGGUACAUUUAUCUGCUAAUUUGGACAAAGAACCUGAAGAACAUUCAGAAACUUCAUUUUCAAAAAAGCCUGUUUGUGUGGCCAUUGGAAAGUCAGGUUUAGGAUUUUAUACUGGAAAUAGCAAAAACGAUUCCCCAAGUGAGGCAUCUUUAUGUGAGGCAAGAAAGUUGUUUGCAGAGGGAAAUCUGGAAAAUUCACCAAGAAAAAAUGAUGGCUCAAAAAGUACAUUAAUUGUUUCUGCUAAUGACCAGAUUGCUACAGAUUUGCAUUUAAAAGAAGUAUCAGAUAUUCUUGCAGAACAUCCCAUUUACAUAAAUAUGAAAAAUAUUUUAACUGUAAAGGAUAACAAAAUAAAAAACGAUUCCCUUUACUUAACUCACAGGGACGAACAUUGCUCUUUUCAUUUAAAAGACGAUAGUAAAGGGUCUGACUUUCAACAUUCAAAUGAUUCAAGCCAUGAUGUGAACUGCUUCCCAGAAAAUACGGAUAGUGUUUCUCAGGAUCAGCCACUAGUAAGUCUCACUGCAGACAGAAACAACUUACUUAGUUCUGAAGAAACUUUUCAGAAUGAGAGUUAUGUGAAUCAAAACUGUGAUUUAAAAUUUCUGGAUGCCAAGAAUGUUUUGAAAAUCUCAGCCACUGAAGUGGCAGGCUCCAAUUCAAAGUUUUCUAAGGAUGGACUUGUUGCAUUCAAUACAGCAAGAGGUAAAACAGUCGCUGUUUCCUAUGAUGCACUAAAGAGAGUCCGACAAAUGUUUUCAGAAAACUGUGAUAAAUCUAGGAAACAGAACACUGAGACUAAAUCAGAAACUAAUCAAAAUGAAAUUGCAGCAAAUUGCUCUGAGACCUUGGACAGUGCUAAGUGCCCUACUUCUGCUAACUCUUCAAAUGUAGACAAGAGUGAGACCUAUAAUUCAGCUACAUGCCAUUUUCCCAAUGUAAAUGAGAACAACUAUGAAGAUGAACAAGCACUACAGCACAAUAGAAAUAAAUCUGAUACUGGGUCUGAGCCAAAUCCUCAGACAUCAUGCUUUCAGGUGAAUGACACAUUUUCUGGCCUAUGUAAAUCUCCUAAUAAACUAAAUCAUCAUCAGUCAGACUUUUCUACAGGUAAUUAUGUUUUUUUUAGCACAGCAAGUGGUAAACCUGUACAGUUAUCAGAAGAUUCAUUAAAGAAAGCUAGAAGUCUCUUUUCUGAAAUUGAAAAUAAUAAUUCAUCAGAUCAACAAUGUGUAUCAGAACUGAAAUGUGAUUAUGAUGCAUCUUCAGUUGGAGACCAAGUUGGAAAGUUUGUUGGAAUAGGAAGUACUUCAGCACUUAGGAAAUCUGAGGUAGCAAUAUCACAAGAAAAAAAAAUUUCAAACCCCAAACUGAUUUCAAAUGCUACUUUUGGAUUCAGCACAGCAAGUGGAAAGCAAGUGCUAGUUUCUGAAAAUGCUUUUCUGAAAGUGAAGCAGGUGUUCGAUGACACUGCCAACAGCAAAUACUGCUUUGCAGAUCAACUUAGUUCAAGACAAGAUCCUGUUACAGCCCUAAAAUCUUCUGUUAAUUAUGUUGGUGCAACCAAAGCAGUAGAUGAAGCCUCUUUAAAACCCAAAAUCCAGGAUACUCAUAAUGAAGAACUUGACUUAACAAACAGCUGUCCUGUUGAAAUGCCUUUACAAAACAUUUACAAUAUUAAAAUACCUGUGUGUGCACCUCACAGUGAGAAGGAUAAGCACCUAACUCUAUUAAACAGUUUUACACUUUCAGAGGAGACUCAGCUUUUUGAAAAAGAGCAUCACGGUCUAAGUAGGAUGGAAAUGGAAGCUGAAGCAGUUUCAUGCAAUGCUCCAACUAAAACAAAGCUGGAUGUUUAUCAUCUUACAUGCUCCCAAAGUUCAGAAAAAUACUUGGAAACAGAAGCAGUAGAAAGUGCCAAAGCUUUUAUGGAAGAUGAUAAACUCACUGAUUUUGGAGUAGAAAAUAAUACAAAAAAAUCCCUCUUUUUUUGUAGAAAGAUUGAUAAAAACUGUCCAUUAAAUAUGAGAAUUGGGAAAAGACGCAUGGAAGAAAAAACCUCACUUGGAGAACCUCCAAUUAAAAGACAACUAUUACCUGAAUUUGACAGAACAGAGAAUCCCCACAAAUGUUUGAAAGCUUCAAAAAGCACUCCAGAUGGCAUAAUGAAAGACAGAAGGAAGUUUAUGUACCAUAUUCCUUUAAAACCUGAAACUUGUGUUCCUUUCAGUGCUACUAAAGAACGACAAGAAGUCAAGAAUCCUAAUCUUACUAUACCAGACCAGGGUUUUAAAGGAUUUAAAUCUAAAUCUGACAUUUUUCAGCAUCAUAUGUUAAGACAGUCUUUAAGUGGUACAUCAGGUUUUUUUACUCCAUUUAAUAAGAUUUCUGCUGAAGAAAGUGAUAAAAGAAAAAAUCUGCCUGUAUUAAGCAAAACUGCCAAAACUUUUGUGCCACCUUUCAAAGUUAAGACAGAUGUUUCUACAGAUGAGCAGCAUGGCAGCAAAAGACUUGACUCAUUGAUUAAUAAGAAUAUGAAUAGAGAUAAAGAACUAAAAGAUGUCACAAUUCAACCAAAUACUGGAGAGACUGAAGGUUAUCAGUCAGAGGAGAAAGAUUGCACCAACCAAGUUACAGCAUGUAAUUUAGGAGAUAAUGGAGAUGGUGAUUCAGCAGAUUUGAUGGAAAUUAUUGCAAACCUUCACUGUGCCAGAAAUCUGCAAGAGAUGAGAAUUAGAAAGAAACAAAGGCAAAAUAUUCACCCGCAGCCAGGCAGUCUUUAUCUCAUGAAAACAUCUGCAGCAAAAAGGAUCUCUCUGAAAGCUGCUGUAGAAGACAAGUCUCCUAGUACUUAUUCCAUUGAACAGCUGCACAUGUAUGGUGUUUCGAAGCACUGCAUAAAAGUUAACAGCAUAAAUGCAGAAUCUUUCCAGUUUCUCAUCCAGGAUUUUUUCAGUAAGGAGUAUUUACUGGCUGGACAUGGAAUACAGCUUGCUGAUGGAGGAUGGCUUAUACCUACUGAUGAGGGAAAGGCAGGGAAAGAAGAAUUUUACAGGGCACUCUGUGAUACACCUGGUGUGGAUCCAAAGCUAAUUACUGAAGCCUGGGUCUACAACCACUAUAGAUGGAUUGUAUGGAAAUUGGCAGCUAUGGAAAUCUCUUAUCCACAGGAGUUUGCUAAUAGGUGUUUGACACCAGAAAGAGUGCUACUUCAGUUAAAAUACAGAUAUGAUUUGGAAAUUGAUAAAAGUCAGCGAUCAGCUAUCAAAAAGAUAGUGGAGAGAGAUGAUAUAGCUGCAAAAACACUCAUACUGUGUGUUUCUAAAAUCAUAUCAUUAAAUGAAAACAUGUCUGAUAUCUGUAGUAAUAAAAACCUUGUGGAAAGCAAAAAAAGAGCAGCAGUGAUUGAAGUUACAGAUGGGUGGUAUGGGGUUAGGGCUCUCUUGGACCCUCCUCUCCAAGCACUGUUACAUGGAAGAAGGCUGACUGUUGGUCAGAAGAUCAUAGUACAUGGAGCAGAACUUGUGGGCUCUCAAGAUGCGUGCACACCAUUGGAAACUCCAGACUCUCUUAUGUUAAAGAUUUCAGCUAACAGUACUCGACGUGCUCGGUGGCAUGCCAAACUAGGAUUUCAUCAGGAUCCCAGACCUUUUCCUUUGCCCUUGUCAUCACUUUUCAGUGAAGGUGGUACUGUUGGGUGUAUCGAUAUAGUUAUUCAAAGAGCUUAUCCUAUUCAGUGGGUGGAAAAGAUACCAACUGGAUCAUAUGUGUUUCGUAAUGGUCGAGCUGAAGAAAGGGAAGCUGCAAAGCAUGCAGAGAAUCGACAAAAACACCUGGAAGCUCUGUUUUCACAAAUCCAAGUGGAAUUUGAACAGCAUGAAGACAAACCUCAAAGAAGAGCACUGAGAUCGCGCACACUCACCAGACAGCAGAUUCAUACUGUGCAAGAUGGUGCAGAGCUUUAUGAAGCAAUUCAGAAUGCAUCUGAUCCUGGUUGUAUGGAGGGAUGUCUUAGUGAAGAGCAGUUAAAAGCCUUGAAUACUCACAGGCAGAUGUUGAAUGAUAAGAAGCAAGCUCAGAUACAAGCAGAAUUCAAGAAGGCUAUAGAGUCUGCUGAACGGGAGGAACAUGGUUGCUCCAAAAGGGAUGUGUCUACUGUAUGGAAGUUACGUGUUGUGGAUUACAGAAAACAAGAAAAAGAUAAAGCCAUUAUAUUGAAUAUAUGGCGUCCAUUAUUGGAUGUAUGUUCCCUGUUAAAAGAAGGUGGUCGGUACAGAAUAUACCAGCUAGUAGCUUCGCAAUCCAAAGGCAAAUCAGACACUGUUAAUGUACAGUUAACAGCCACAAACAAAACUCAGUACCUCCAACUACAGGCUUCGCAAGAGGUGCUGUUACAGAUUUAUAUUCCGAGGAAGGCUCUGCGGUUCAGCAUGUUGUUGGAUCCAUCUUUUCGACCAGCCUGUGCUGAAGUGGAUUUAGUGGGAUUUAUAGUUUCUGUUAGCAAGAGAACAGGUUUCACUACUCUGGUAUAUUUGUCAGAUGAAGAUCAUAAUCUAGUGGCCAUCAAGAUCUGGACAGACCUUAAGCAACUUGCUAUUGAAGACAUAAUAAACCCUUUUACACUGAUUUCUGCAAGCAAUCUUCAGUGGCGAUCUGAAUUCAAAUCAGAAAUUCCCACGUUAUUUGCUGGAGACCUUUCCAUAUUCUCGGCAAGUCCAAAGGAUCGCUAUCUUCGAGAGAGAUUUAAUAAACUGAAGAACACAACAGAGAAUGUAAAUUGCUUUUGCAAUGAUGCAGAACGCAAACUGAUGAAUUUGCUUCAAAUAAAUGACCCAAUUUCCUCUCCUAAUAGCGAAAUACAGUAUCAGAGGUCUCUGCCAUACAGCAAGCGUGACCUGAAACUUGUUCAACAAGGCUCAGAACAAAUGACCCCACAUACUUCUCAUAGUGAAGAACCCCCCAAGAACUGCAAAAAAAGAAAAGCUCUGGACCUGCUCUGUAAAAUACCUUCCCCUCCUCCAGUGACACCAAUGAAUUCAUUUGUUUCUCCAUCUUUGAAAAAGGCUUUUCAGCCACCACGAAGCUCUGGUGUCCAGUUUAACAAAUCACUGAAGAGAACAAAUCCUAACUCUGGUCAUAUCAACUCCUUUAAAAGGACAAAUGAAACUGCCCCUCUUCCUGAGAAUGACUUGGUUGCCGAUGAAGAACUUGCAAUGAUAAACACACAAGUGCUCUUGCAUAGUUUGCCAGAAGAAAAGAAGAUUGAUUGUGUGGAUGAAUCCACCAGUGCAAUAUCCAAUGAUCCAUCAGAUCACCUUUUACUCAAAAAUAAUUCUAAGUCUGCUGCAGAAACAAAAACUUCACAAAACAGUACUGAAGGAGCUGAGGCUUCUGGGAAAGACACAAGGGAAACUGAGGGCUUAUUAGUAAUCCAAAAGAAGCUACAAAGGCUAAGAAAACGAAAAUGCUACUAAAUGCAUAUGUACAGUACUGUAUAUACUUCAUAUUUAAAUGAUUUUUUUACUCUUUGCACAUUGUAAACAUUUAUACAGUACCUAAUUGUAUUUAAUAAUGCACAUCUAUAUUGCAAAAACAAAGGUUUAAUAAAUAGCAUUUACUCUAUUGAAUAGAAAACCUUAGAGUUGAACAAGAAUGGUGCAAUUUUUAU